Messenger RNA from Drosophila sechellia, 1124 nucleotides. RefSeq names its product fatty acyl-CoA reductase wat. Gene Ontology annotation, biological process: long-chain fatty-acyl-CoA metabolic process. The record is from RefSeq and is a predicted model, not a curated record. Gene Ontology annotation, molecular function: alcohol-forming very long-chain fatty acyl-CoA reductase (NADP+) activity. Lineage: Eukaryota; Metazoa; Arthropoda; Insecta; Diptera; Drosophilidae. The transcript is spliced from 4 exons. Gene Ontology annotation, cellular component: peroxisome. Bases 156 to 992 code for a protein of 278 amino acids.
UCACAAAGUGCAAACUAUUCUAGUUAGGCUUGCAUAUCAUUGCAUAUUCUUGUGUUUGGGCUUGGUUUAAAUUGGUAUAAAUAAAAAUGGAUAAAGAAGAAAUGCUCAUUUGAUGAAGUGAACCCGCCAAGUGAAUUUUACUUCCGCAGUGCAAAAUGACGAGUGAAAUUAUAAGUUUUUACAAGGAUAAAACGGUGUUUAUGACCGGAGGCACAGGAUUACUCGGCAAAGUGGUCGUAGAAAAGCUAUUGCGGGCAACGGAUGUGAAACGUAUAUAUUUCCUGGUCAGAACCAAGCGGGGUGAGAAAAUGGAAGCACGAUUUGAGUCCUGGAAAAAGGAUCAGGUGUUUGAAGUGCUACUAAACAAAAAGCCACUGGUCCUGGAAAAGAUGACUCCGAUUUCGGGUGACUGCUGUGCCCCGGACUUGGGCAUCAGCGAUGCGGAUCGAAGGAUACUGGCCGCGGAGGUGCAGGUGCUCAUACAUGGAGCCGCUUCGGUUCGAUUCGAGGAGCCACUCGAGCAGGCAGUGGUCAUCAACACCAGGGCAAUGCGACUGCUCGAGUCCUUCGUCCACGUCUCGACAACGUUCUCCAAUUGUGUGGUGCAUCAAAUCCAGGAGCGUUUCUAUCCGGAACACCUGACCUGUCCCGUUGACAAGGUGCUCGACCUGCAAAAUUCGGUCAGCUCAGAAACGUUCGAAAAGAUGGCACCAGCCUUGAUUGGAAAAUUCCCAAACACAUAUACCUACACCAAGGCACUGGGCGAGCAGGUGAUCCAGGAGGAGGCGAAGGGUUUGCCCGUAGGCAUCUUUCGACCGGCGAUCAUUUUAUCCACCUUCAAGGAACCAGUGCAAGGAUGGGUUGAUGGCCUGCAAGGACUGAUAGCCAUGAUAUUUGCCACUGCCUACGGGUUUGUUCACCUAAUGCUGGUUAAUCUGAAAGUAAAUGCUCCCAUAGUUCCGGCCGACUACUGCGUCAACGUGUCCAGAUAGCCAAGAUCUCCAAGCAAAAUCAAAAUGGACCGCCUCCCAUUUACGCGUUCGCGCCUUCGAGUCGAAUUUAGUGACUUAUGGAGAUCUGGCUGGGCUAUGCUAUCAAAAUGGUCUGGAGGUACCAAAUGCGAA